Meloidogyne enterolobii is the source of this 1041-nucleotide messenger RNA. The record is from the annotation of a GenBank genome assembly. NCBI's taxonomy places the organism in Eukaryota, Metazoa, Nematoda, Chromadorea, Rhabditida, Meloidogynidae.
AUGAAUCAAUCGUUUGAUAUUCAAGAAAUGUGGAAAAAUUCUUGUCUUUUGACGCGUCUUGUUGCUGUUUCCUUAAAUGCUUCAGAAUCAGCUGGAACGAUAAUAAAGUGUGUAAUGACGUCUGGAGAUUUAAAGAUUGUUGACAAAAAUUUGGAUGGUUUAAAAAAAGAUUUGCAAACCGAGGCGGACAGAUCAGCCCAGGCGGCAAUUGAAAUGAAACUAAUUUCUGCAUUUGGAAAUAAACUUCAAAUUGUCGGAGAAGAGGAAUUGCCUUUGUCUUAUUCACAAAAAAGCCAAGAUGAACUUAGAGGGUUUGAAUUGUCUGAAUCAGUGAGUGAGGUGCUACUUGUGGACAAAUGUGUACAAGAAGAUUUACGCUCUCUUAACAUUGAAGAUCUGACUGUUUGGGUUGAUCCUUUGGACGGAACAUCGGAAUUUGUUAGAGCGCAAAACGAUCCAAGUCUGUUAGAGCAAGUAACUGUUCUCAUCGGAAUUACUUACAAAGGCCGACCAAUCGCGGGUGUGAUUCAUCAACCUUAUUAUAACUUACUGUCAGACCCUAAAGUUGGACGUUCGAUUUGGGGGAUAAAAGGAGUUGGAGCUUUUGGAAUUAAUACUUGUAAAGAAUCCCCUCCAUCUGGUCCUUUCGCCGUUACAACUGCAAGCCAUUCUAACGAAUUGGUUGAUACUGCUCUUAAAGCCCUCCAGGAAAAAAAUUUAAUCCACGAAUUUCGUAGGGUUGGUGGUGCUGGUUUCAAAGUUUUGUGUUGCUUUGAGGGUGCGGCGGCUUAUGUAUUCGCUUCGGGAGGUUGUAAAAAAUGGGACACUGCUGCACCUGAAGCUGUUUUAACUGCCGCUGGUGGUACUCUUACUGAUAUAUCUGGCUUUCCUCUUUUAUAUGAGAAAAAUGGACAAAUGCAAAACAGUCACGGUGUUUUGGCCACAGCGCCUUGGAUUAAUCAUCAAACAUUUGUAUCCGCUAUACCCCAGCAUGUAAAGGAUUCGCUUUUUCAACAUAAAGAUAAAACUAGAGGUUUAUGA